AUGAUGAAGAAGAAAAGGAGCAAUUCUCCCAAACGCCGACGAACCUCGAAAAAUGGACCAACUUGGAUGAUUUUUGGUUUGUUUGCUGUCAUUAUUUUUGGCUGCUGUCUAACUACCACACCCGCCAAGGAAAUUGAAGCUACCAACGAAUGGACUCUUCUGGGAGAAAAUGACACGGUGGCCGCCGGAAUGCAUGUUCGCAUGGAUUUGACCACGGGUGAAAAAUGGGUCAAGACUAUUGAUGAUGAUGAUAAUGAAAGCGAGACUAAUACCAAUGUUCAUGUGGUGGGCGACGCGGUGGCGGCUGUGGUAGAUGUUCAAGGUCAGGUUAGUGUGAUGGAACAAACAAAUAAUGACAACAAUGACAGGAACGAUGAGGAAGCAGCAGAACCCAACUAUGAUUACGAAAUGAUGCAUCGAACACUUUCCAAGUUACCCCCGGAAGAGCAGGACCGAAUUGGUGGAAUUCCCAAACUAGAAACCAAGCUGACUCCCGAACAACGGGCUGCCUUUGAAGCACGCAUGAAACAAAUUUGGGAACAACGACAAGCCGAUUUGAAACAAUUCCAGGAAGAUCAUCUAGCAGAUUUACCACAAUUGCUCAAAGAUCGCAUUGCCAGUAUCAAAACAUAUCUGGAAAAUCCAUUGCAAGGAUUGCAAGAGUUGCAGCUUGCUUCCGAAACACAACCAAAUGAAGAGGAGGAAGACAUGGUAGGAGAUAUUGUGGCGGUUUUGCAAGAUCUGGAAUAUCAUUUGACCGAUGUCGACAUGGCCCGAGAUUUUUACACAUUGGGUGGCUGGCCCGUCUUGUCGUCACUCUUGGCGGAUGCCGUCCAUGAAAGUACCAUUGGCAGCAACUCCACUCAACAACAAUCUCUAUCCGACGAUGACUGGAACAAGGUCAACUUGAUUCAGGCUCAUGCAGCGUGGGCCAUUGGAACGACCGUCAAAAAUACAGGAGAGUUUUCUCCCUACGCCAUUGAUCAAGUGGAGGUGCCACAAGCCAAUCAAGUCGUCAAGACCACUACUCUGGAUCUUGUUUUGGCACAGUUUGUGGCUUCUUCUACAGCCGUCUUGGAGUAUGAUGAACAAUCCACUGAAAACAAUGACAGUGACUACUUUGAUACCGUCAUGAUGAAAGUGCACAAAACACUCUAUGCCGUGGGAGCCAUGCUGCGGGGUAAUCGACAAGCCCAAACUCACUUUUGUGCCGAUCAAGGACCAGCACUGUUGGCCAACGUCUUGACAUCUGUGGCCGAUCAGGUGGACGCCAGUGGUGGCAACAAGAAUACCCUGAAAAUUGCGCAAAGACUCUUGUCAUUGGCCCAAGACAUUGUCAUGGAUGUCACGUUGCAUUCCAGCACAUCCGAACAAGUGGAUCAGGCCAUUGGCAAUGCCUUCAGCGAUGCACAGUGGUGUCAAACGACACUGCGAUUUCUUCCCAUUCCACGGCUGUACGAAACCAGUCUCUUGACGAUUCAACAAUUAGCACCGCAAUGUACGGCUGAGGACUUGGACGAAGAGAUACGGAAAGAAAGAAUGGAUUUAUUGCAAGCGACUGUAACAGCAGUACAGCAAGCACAGAAGCAAUAG
Molecule: messenger RNA, 1593 nt
Organism: Seminavis robusta
Lineage: Eukaryota; Bacillariophyta; Bacillariophyceae; Naviculales; Naviculaceae
Source: the annotation of a GenBank genome assembly